Messenger RNA from Panthera uncia (snow leopard), 1950 nucleotides. It is a transcript of the gene SLC60A2, whose product is annotated as major facilitator superfamily domain containing 4B. The record is from RefSeq and is a predicted model, not a curated record. NCBI's taxonomy places the organism in Eukaryota, Metazoa, Chordata, Mammalia, Carnivora, Felidae. Gene Ontology annotation, biological process: transmembrane transport.
CAGGCACCUUGAGGGCUGAAGGGCGCGCGUCGCGGGCCUGCAACCUCCGGCUAGUUCCGAAGUUGGACUUCCCGGCCCUGAAGGGGGCCAGGAAGGUGGGGAGGUGGCGCCAGCGGGGACGGCCGGGCCUGGAGGGGCGGGGCCCUGGCUCAGCUCCCAGUUCCCGAGGCUCGGCUGAGAAGCCGGGCGGCAGCAGGACUGCUUCUCCCGAGCCGCCGAGCUGGAGCUGGAGCUGGAACUCCGCGGGGCCGGGGCCCCGGGUGCCGGGCAGCGGCUCCUCCAGGCCGAGGCCGCGGCGGAGAAUGAGGCGGUGGCGGGUUCCCGGCGGAGCCGCCGGGCGGGAAGCAUGCUGCGCUGGUUCAUCACCGUGAUCCUGUGUGCCGCCUUCCUGGGUCUGGGAAUGAGUGUUGCUAUACUGGGACCCACAUUUCAAGAUCUGGCAACAAACGUGAACCGCAAUAUUAGCAGUCUUUCUCUGAUUUUUGUGGGCCGUGCCUUUGGAUAUUUGAGUGGCUCUGUGAUUGGCGGAGUUCUUCUUGACGCCAUGAAUCAUUUUCUACUCUUGGGGCUGUCAAUGUUGGCCACCACAGUUGGUCUCUAUCUUGUUCCAUUCUGUAAGACAGCGGGAUUACUGAUUGUCAUGAUGUCCAUCUUUGGUGUUUCAAUUGGCAUUCUGGAUACAGGUGGUAACGUCCUAAUCUUGGCUAUAUGGGGGGACAGAGGAGCCCCACAUAUGCAGGCCUUACACUUCAGUUUUGCCUUGGGUGCCUUCUUGGCUCCACUACUGGCUAAACUGGCAUUGGGCACGAUGGGGUCUGCUGACAACCACACAGAAGCUGACUCUCACAGUUCUCUCAACCAGUCGUCUGAAGCUGACUCAGAAUCUCUACUUGGAGUACCUGACAAUCUGAAUUUACUGUGGGCUUACGCUGUUAUCGGUACCUACAUUUUUGUAGUUUCUGUCUUUUUUUUGGCUCUGUUUUUGAAGAAAAGCUCAAGGCAGGAAAAAACCAAAGCAUCAGCUCAGAGGUCUCGAAGAGCGAAAUAUCACAACGCCCUUCUGUGUCUGCUUUUUCUGUUCUUCUUUUUUUAUGUGGGGGCCGAGGUAACCUAUGGCUCUUACGUUUUCUCGUUCGCGACCACCCACGCCGGCAUGAAGGAGAGUGAAGCAGCUGGGUUGAACUCCAUCUUCUGGGGGACCUUUGCGGCCUGCAGGGGCCUGGCAAUCUUCUUUGCUACGUGUUUACAACCUGGAACCAUGAUUGUGUUAAGCAACAUCGGCAGCCUGGGGUCAUCUUUACUGCUGGUGCUUUUCGACAAGAGCCCAGUUUGUCUCUGGAUAGCAACGUCAGUGUAUGGGGCCUCGAUGGCAACCACGUUUCCCAGCGGUGUUUCUUGGAUUGAGCAAUACACCACUAUCCAUGGGAAAUCCGCAGCUUUUUUUGUAGUUGGUGCUGCCCUGGGAGAAAUGGCUAUUCCUGCGGUAAUUGGAAUUCUUCAGGGAGAAUACCCUGAUUUGCCUGUAGUUUUGUAUACCUCUUUGGGGGCAUCGAUAGCCACUGCUGUUUUAUUUCCUGUGCUCUAUAAACUCGCCACCUCACCUCUCGAUCAACGGAAAGAACACAGAAAAAGCGAGGACCAGAAAGCUUUGCUUUCUAGUUCUGAGCUAAAUGACUACGAGGAAGACAAUGAAGAAGAAGAUGCGGAAAAAUGGAACGAAAUGGAUUUUGAAGUGAUUGAAAUGAAUGAUACAAUGAGGAAUUCCGUAAUAGAGACAUCUAGAAAUAUUCUGACGGAGCCCUUAGCUGAAGUCUCCAGUCACUCCCACUCCAGUGCGGUGGUGUUGGAGUCCUCUCCAGUUAAUACUGGCAAGUCCCCUGUGAAUCACUUGCAAGAAACCAGGCUAAAAGGGACUAACACCUAGAGAAGAUGGAUUAUUUACUGACCUCC